AUGGAGACGGGAAAGGUAAGCCUAACAGGCACUCUAGCUCUGGCUGUGUUCACAGCCACUCUGGGAUCCCUACAGUUUGGAUACAGUCUUGGAGUCAUCAACGCACCCCAAAAGAUCAUUGAAAAGAGUUAUGGCCAGUCCCUGGGUGUGUGGACAGAAAGGGCUGCUGGUUCGUCAGAAAACAUCACAGAAGAAGACCCAGGUCACCACCCUGCUGUGAUCAUGUAUUGGUCAUUGUCAGUGGCAAUCUUCUCCAUCGGUGGCAUGGUAUCCUCCUUCUUGGUUGGAUUUGUGGGCGAUCUGAAAGGGAGGGUAAAAGGGAUGUUAAUGGUCAAUGUUCUGGCUGUAGCAGCUGGACUGCUGAUGGGUCUUUGUAAGAUGUGGAAGCCACACAUCAUGGUCAUCUCAGGCCGCGCUGUUAUGGGUUUCUAUUGUGGUCUGUCAUCUGGGCUAGUCCCUAUGUACAUUGGGGAGAUUGCACCAAAAGCUUACAGAGGGGCUCUGGGAACAUUACACCAGCUCGCUGUUGUCACUGGCAUUCUAAUCAGUCAGGUAAUAGGUCUGGAUUUUGCGCUUGGUAAUGAUGAAAUGUGGCCCCUGUUGCUUGGUCUGUCUGGAGCUCCAGCAAUAUUACAAUCCCUUCUGCUGCCUCUUUGUCCUGAGAGUCCACGAUACCUUUACAUCCUAUUGGGCAAGGAACAAGAGGCUCGAAAAAGUCUGUGUCGUCUAAAGGGGCCGUAUGAUCCAACUAUGGAUCUGGAAGAGAUGAGAAGGGAAAAAGAAGAGGCAAACAAAGAGGCCAGAGUCUCUAUAUUUUCUUUGAUCUGCUCUUCUGUAUACAGAAAACAGCUGGUUGUUGCCCUCAUGAUGCACCUCUCCCAGCAGUUGUCUGGCAUCAAUGCUAUCUUUUACUACUCUACGGCUAUCUUCUCUCGAGCUGGUGUCAGUCAUCCAGUUUAUGCCACUAUAGGAGUCGGGGUCAUCAACAUGAUCUUCACUAUGGUGUCUGUGGCACUGGUGGACAGGGCUGGAAGACGCACUCUAACUCUGGUUGGUCUUGGGGGAAUGUGUUGCUGUGCUGUUGCCAUGACAGUGGGCCUCAAAUUGCAGAAUGAAUAUUCGUGGAUGAGCUACGUCAGCAUGUCAGCCAUCUUCCUCUUUGUAAGUUUCUUUGAGAUUGGGCCUGGUCCCAUUCCGUGGUUCAUAGUGGCUGAACUGUUCAGCCAGGGACCUCGUCCUGCUGCUAUUGCUCUAGCUGGCUGCUGUAAUUGGACCUGCAACUUCAUCAUAGGCAUGACCUUUCAGUAUAUACAGGAUUGGUUGGGUUCUUACGUGUUCAUCCUGUUUGCCGUGCUGCUUCUUGGCUUCGUACUAUUUAUUUAUUUUCGGGUGCCGGAAACCAAGGGCAAAACUUUUGAAGAGAUUGCUGCUAUCUUCCACAAGGGACGUCAGAUCCCUACAGAUAAUAGUGAACUGCAAGAGCUUAAAUCAUCCACAGAUGCCUAA
This is a messenger RNA of Pelmatolapia mariae (spotted tilapia), 1506 nucleotides long. RefSeq names its product solute carrier family 2 member 2 (gene slc2a2). Gene Ontology annotation, biological process: monosaccharide transmembrane transport. The coding region runs from base 1 to 1506 and encodes 501 amino acids. Gene Ontology annotation, cellular component: brush border; membrane. The transcript is spliced from 12 exons. Lineage: Eukaryota; Metazoa; Chordata; Actinopteri; Cichliformes; Cichlidae. The record is from RefSeq and is a predicted model, not a curated record. Gene Ontology annotation, molecular function: hexose transmembrane transporter activity.